This is a messenger RNA of Thlaspi arvense, 2065 nucleotides long. The record is from the annotation of a GenBank genome assembly. NCBI's taxonomy places the organism in Eukaryota, Viridiplantae, Streptophyta, Magnoliopsida, Brassicales, Brassicaceae.
UAAUAAAUAAAUAUUCCAUUUUUUAUAAAAGUUUUGUCAAAUAUUUAAUUUUCCUUCUUCUCUCCUCAGCGUUUUCCAACCAAAUAAAAGGUGGGCAAAGGUGGUGGAUGCAUGAGCCUUAAACACCACCACACCCCAACACAAUAAACUCGUCUCUUCUCUUUAUUUUUUUUUUUUAUUUGUGGUUUCAUCGGUUCAAUAAUCCAAAAACAAUAUCCAGAACUAUAUAAGACCUUGUUGUCACUUACUACCUCUUCCUUUUCUUUCUUAAAGGUAUCUCAAUUGUUCCCUUCUUGGCUCAAAUUUUCCGUUUUUCUUGUUGAAAAAUCUUUCCGGUCUUUGUUUUUUUCUCCUCAAGCUUUGAUUUUGAUGCAAUGAGUUUUCUGCUGUUGAAUUUGUGUGGGUCUGUUUGGUUUAGUGUUUUUUUUUUCAUGUCGGUAGUUGAUUUUGUUUCUGGAGAGACUAAUCCUGAAAAUUUGGCUUCUUGUGUUUGUUCUCUUCUAAGAUUAGUCUCUUCUUGAGACCUUUUCUUUUCGCCGCGUUGUGUUACUGUUUGGGAAUCCAUGUAAAAGGUGGUGGUGGUUGGUUUGGUUUCUCAUUGAAGCGUUGACUUGAUUUAGAAAAAAAGUCUUCGGCUAUUAUAAAGUGACUUCCUUUCUCAUUGAUAAGUCUAAUUUCCACUUUUCACCCACAAUUCAAUCAUAACUUAAAACUGCAAUCGAACAGAGAUUCAAUUGAUUCAUAACUUGAUACGUUUGAUGAUAGCUCAUUUGGCUUUUGGAUCUAGUUGUUAACUUUUACAGUUUGUGGUCUCAGAGUUGCCAUAUUUGUGGAAUCUUACUUAAUUCAAAUACUCUAGUAAUUACUUCUUUUACAGUUUCAAAGUUUCUAUGAUUUGUGUUUUGCAUAUACAAGCAUUCCUCUAGGGAACUAUGUUUCCUUGAGCUGUUUCUUGAACAGGAGAGAAGUAAAACACUUUAAAAGUCAAUAUGGUGAGCUUAAGAAGGCGCAGGCUAUUGGGACUUUGUUGUGGACCAAAAGGUUAUGUGACACCGCUUCCUUUUCUAACUGCCGAGGAGAUGGUCACUGGGAUUCCAAAUCCUAAUGGCAGAACAACUUAUAAUCCCGGGACAGCAGAAACUGUUAUGCAACCUAAAGAGGAGAAAACGCCUAUCGAAGAAGGGUCGGGAAGAAAUCGUUCAAAGUAUAGGCAUUUCAGGUCUGAUUUCUCAGAUAACUCACCGAAUGAUUAUGGUUCCAUCUCGCCAAAAUGGGAGCAAAACGUAUGUGAUUCAGACCAGCCGCUAAAACGAAGAAAGCGGCAUAGAAGAAAGCAAGUAAAAAACCAAGAACCAUGUUUGAUGAGAGGAGUCUAUUACAAGAACAUGAAAUGGCAAGCGGCCAUUAAAGUCGAGAAGCGCCAGAUCCAUUUGGGAACUUUUUCUACUCAAGAAGAGGCUGCUCGUUUAUAUGAUAGGGCUGCUUUCAUGUGUGGAAGGGAACCAAACUUUGAGCUCUCGGAAGAGGAUAAACGAGAACUUAAACAACAAAGCUGGGAAGAGUUUUUGGCUUGCACACGCCGAACAAUUACUAACAAAAAACCUAAGAGAAGAAUGGAGCAAGAGGAGAUCGACGCAGGGCGUGUUACUGACGAUAAGGAGAUCAAUGCGAGUAAUGGUACGUCGUCCUCCUGAAGAAGAAGAAGAAGAUACACAAAAUGUUAUCAUUCGUGCAAAAGAUACAACCUCCCAAGAAUUUGAGGCAGAGGGUAAAAGACUUCAAAUACAGAGAACAAUAUUGAAUACAGGAAACUAAAGAGAGAUGUAUGUUAUCUUUUGCAAAAAAAAAGAGAGAUGUUAUAGACUUCAAGUUGAUAGAAUUUGGUGUAGUUAUGUUUGUGUAGGAAAAAACUCAUUAAAAAGGUCGGUGACUUUAUAUAUUACGAAGAUUUAUCACAUGUUAGAACGAAAAUAAACCUACACUAGAAAAAUGUUAGGAUUUUAAUAUUUUAUUAAUUAACAGAGUUAUUAAUUUAUCAGUUUUGAAUAAAAUAAAUAUAUAUUAA